GACGAAUCAAAUUGUCCCACGCGUUUUUUUUUCUCUCUCAUAAUAAUAUUAUUAUUUUUUUCAUCUUAUCAUUGUGAUCAAUUGUGAUUUAUCAAUCGUAUCAGCAAUGGCAACGUGGUGGGUGUCUCAGAGAUUUAUUCUCUUGAAAAUAAUAAUUUUAUUAACAAUAAUAAUCCAAAUAAAAGCAAAAGGUACAAAAUAUGUAACAUAUAGUUCAGUUAUUAAAUUAAUGAAUAAUCAUAAUGGAGCAAGACUACAUUCUCAUGAUAUUAAAUAUGGAAGUGGAAGUAGACAACAAUCAGUCACAGGAACUGAAACAAAAGAGGAUAAUAAUUCUCACUGGAUUGUCAAAGGACCAACCAACAAAAUUGACACUCGAGGAAAACCAAUUAAAUGUGGUGACACAAUCAGAUUGGAGCACAGUGUGACAAAAAAAAAUUUACACUCACACAGAGUAUCAUCACCAUUAAGUGGACAACAAGAAGUAUCAGCUUAUGGAAAUGAUGAUGGACAAGGUGACAGUGGUGAUCAUUGGAAGGUUAUUUGUCAAAAUGACAAUGAAUAUUGGGAAAGACAAGAUACAGUUGAAUUAUAUCACAUUGAUACUAAUGUUUAUUUAUCAACAUCUGGAAGAACAUAUGGAUCACCAAUAAAUGGACAAGUUGAAAUUGUUGGUAGUUAUUCAAAAGACAGUCAAGCACAAUGGAAAGUUAUGGAAGGUGUUUUCAUUCAUCCAACAGAUUUUAAAAGUUCAUUUCAUGAUGAAUUAUAAACUAUUGCCAAAAAUCUCAUUUAACUUUAUACAUUUUUAUUUAUUACAAACAUAAUUUACUUGAUUCAAAUUGUAAAUAAUAAUUAUUCCAUUUGACAAGUAUCAUGAUUAUUAAAACAAACAAAAAUAAGAAAAAUUUAGAGAUUUUUAGUUGAUAAUAUCUAAACAAUUUCAUAUUACUGCUACAAUUUAUAAUUUUUAAAUAAAAAAAAAAAUAAAUAAAUUAACAGUUUAAUUAACAAUUAAAUAUUUUUUAAAGUAUAUUUUCCAUCAAUGCACCUAGAUUCCAAUAAACCAUUAAAUGGAAAUAAAAAAUUCAACAAUCCAUAAUUACCAAAAAUAGCAUAAAUAUCAUAUCGUUGUUUUUUAUAUGGAUAAUAAAAUUGUUUACCUGUUAAACAACAAAUAAAUUUAUAAAUACCAUAAAAAAAACAAAGAAAAAAAAUAGUAAAUAAAAUAUUAAAAUAUGUUAUUAAAAGAAAAUUAUUAAUAUCAUGAUUGAUGAUUAAAAAUUUAGCAAAUGCCAUUGGAAAACAAAAAUUUAAAAAUAUCAUUAAAUAAUUAUCAUUAAUUUCAUUUAAAUAAUUAUUAUAAAUAAAUGGUCCAAUGAUAAUAAGUGAAUAAAAACAUGCCAUUGAUGUGUAAAAACAAAUGAGAAUAAAAUUUCCCAUGUUGAUUUGUAAAAUACAAGUUCCAAUGAAAAAACAAUGAUGAUUACGAUAAUGAUAACAUUUUUUACAGGCAUUACAAUGUUGAGUUGGUUUAUAUGUAUAAACACAACAUUUAUCACAGUACCAACAUUUAAUUCUUGAUGAUUCUUGAUGAUCAUCAUCAUCAUUAUCAUCAUCUUUGUCAUAACAAGUCAUCAUGUUUAUUGUAAUCAUUUCAGAUGGCUUCACAGGAUCUCUUAUUGUCGUUGUAUUUAAUGAUGAUUUAUAAAUUGAGUACCAAUUAAGAUAAACUUGAAUUGAUGUAAAUAAAAAAAUCAAAGAUAUACACUGAUUUAUGUAUAGAGUUAUAAAAUUAACAAUGAUGCUAAAAAUUAAUGCCAAAAUUGGACAAAAUUUUAUGGCCAUCCUUGACAACAAUAAUCCCAUUUUUUUUGUCAUUAUUUUAUUAUUUUUUUACUUUUUGAAUUAUUAUCUAUAGAGGGAAAAUAAUAAAAUUAAAUUAUUUAUUUUAAUUUAUAAGUUAAAUAAAAUAUUAGGAACUUUUUUUCAUUAAAAUAUUUACCUGAAGCUAGAGUGGGUGCAUUUUUUUUUUGUCAUAGAGUCUUCUAAUUUGUUAUUAAUAUAUUGUUAAUCACGAUUAAAUACAUUAAACAAUUGCAACAAAA
This is a messenger RNA of Aphidius gifuensis, 2108 nucleotides long. Its product is annotated as stromal cell-derived factor 2-like protein 1. The transcript is spliced from 4 exons. NCBI's taxonomy places the organism in Eukaryota, Metazoa, Arthropoda, Insecta, Hymenoptera, Braconidae. The coding region runs from base 107 to 772 and encodes 221 amino acids. The record is from RefSeq and is a predicted model, not a curated record.